Pochonia chlamydosporia 170 is the source of this 1800-nucleotide messenger RNA. Its product is annotated as C6 transcription factor (Leu3). The record is from RefSeq and is a predicted model, not a curated record. Gene Ontology annotation, molecular function: transcription cis-regulatory region binding; DNA-binding transcription factor activity, RNA polymerase II-specific. Gene Ontology annotation, biological process: regulation of DNA-templated transcription. Gene Ontology annotation, cellular component: nucleus. NCBI's taxonomy places the organism in Eukaryota, Fungi, Ascomycota, Sordariomycetes, Hypocreales, Clavicipitaceae. The transcript is spliced from 6 exons. The coding region runs from base 1 to 1800 and encodes 599 amino acids.
AUGUCGCCUACGCCACCUUCGGUGGAUGCGUCUGCUUCAACACCCGGCCAUGGGAAUGGCAAUUCCAACGAUGAUCGGACCAGACGUAAUGUAGCCAAACUAGAACAACUUGAACAGGAGUUGAAAAGCAUCAAGCAAGUCGUCCAGCCUGCAGCCAAUGGGUCCCAAUCCGUAUGGACGCCGCCAAGCCCGCGUGCUGCCAUCCCAGCACUUCCGGACCAACGAACCGGAUCCGCAGCCGGUAUCAUCACAACUACAUCGCAGGUGCCAACACCUCAACCAGAAUCAUCCACCAGUCAAGGACGGUCGGCGCAAAGCUCCGAGCGGCGGUUGAAGACUGGUCCCACGGAGGCUCGUAUUCUCGGAAACCACAUUGUGUCUGGGGAGGAUAUCGACUGGUACUUUGCAAAAUACCUACAACACUUUCAUAGAUACAUCCCGGUCCUACGAAAAAAGGACCCAGACGAGUGCUAUGAGGCGAACCAAACGCUCUUCUGGCUCAUCAUAUACGUCGCCUGUCGACGGUAUGCCAGAGACCGCUCGCUCUUCCCCCUGUUGACAGACCACCUGGAAAAGAAUAUAUGGACAAUGUCAUCAGCGCCGGCAUUAGAUUUCGAUGCCGUGCAUGCCCUCUUGAUCAUGUGUACCUGGCCGAUGCCCAACAUCCGGUUCGUUGCAGAUCCAUCACCAACUUUCGCCGGCAUGGCAACCACCACAGCCUUAGGACUAGGUUGUCAUACAGGCCAGGGGACGAACCCCCAGUUCCUGGUUGGCUUGCGUCAGAAUUUCCAUGCUACAGACGAAGAAGCCGGUUCUACAUGGCUAGCAUGUUGUAUGUUGUCACAACGAACCUCCGCAGGCAUUGGCAUUCCACCACCAUCAAUACAACACAGCGACUUCAAAGCCAAAGCCAGCCUCGACUCCCCCCAAUGGAUAGACCUCAUAAUCCUACACGACGUGCAACGCUUCCUCAACCGCUUCCACACAAGCAUGUUCACCCAAAUCACAGCCCACGGCGGCGUCCACGAAUCCGAAGUAGCCAUGUGGGAAACGGAAUUCGAGUCCCUCAAACCCCUCAUCAACAAAUACGACUCAGAUAUAUCCCGCUUCUGCCUGCUAGCAGCACAGCUCGAAAUCCAACUAUGCUACUUCAUAUCCCCGCCCAACACCACCGUCCCAUCCAUAAAAUCCCACGCCGUCCGCGUCUUCAACACGGCACGCUCCAUCGUCGCCCACAGCCUCGACCUCGAAACCCGCAUCCAGUUCCUCACCCACUGCCCCCAGUGGGCUAUCCGCACAAACGUCGACGCCGCAUGCAUCAUCAUCUCCAUCCUCCACUCCGACUGCUCCCCCGGCAUGACCGAGCCAGACGCCCACCUCCUCGUCCAACAGGCCUGCGGCGUCGUGCUCCGCGCCUCCGUGCGCGACGCGGACCUCGCUCACCGGGCUAGCAUCAUCAUGGAAACCUUUUGGAGUAUUCGUAACUUGGCGCCUAGUUUUGGCGGGGCGCCAGGUGCGCGACCGGAUCGGUCCUCUGCAGGCGUCACGUUCUGGUGUUUGAAUAAGUUUCGUACCGCGCUGAGAGAUGCCCAGAAUAGUACGGAUAGAGUAAAUAAGGCGCUGGAGCUGAUGCAGGGACGAAGUGCAAGCGAUAAAAAUACUGCCAAUGUACAGCCUAAUAAUGGCCAGGCUCAACCUGGGAACCUGUCGUCGGACCCUAUUCAAGAUGUAGAUUGGUCCAUGUUCAUGGAUGACUUUGGAUGGGUAAGCGACGACACUGUGUUACUGGGAUUACCUUGA